AAUAACAAUUGAAAUUGAAUCUCAAUCCCAAUCCCAAUCCCAAUCCAAAGAAAUAAUACGUGUAUUCGGUAAUACCAAAUAUAGACAAAUUCGGUACGGUAUUCGGUAUAUCCCAAAUACCGGUACCAAACUUCCAGCCCUACCCACACUUGUGGUGCCCAUUCUUUGCUUCAAUUUUACUUAACAUUUGUAACAUCCCGAACAUUUUCCCGACGAAGAUAUUGUCCGCUUUGGGCCUCGAUUCUCACGAUUUCCGACUUGGAGUGCAAUUCAAAGUGACUUUCCAUAAGGUCGCCCAUCCUUGUUGUGCUUCACACUGAGCACGUUUAACUUCGGAGUUCUCACAAGAACUCCAUUUCACCCCAAAACGCGUCUUAUCAUUUAAGGUCGGUUUCUUACUUGUGAACCAUGGAUCUCCCACGUCCCUCUUGAACAAUGGUGGGGAAAACCUCAACGAGGACGUUGAGUCCCAAGGGGGAGGGGGGGUAUGUAACACCUUAGGCGAAUCCCACAUUGAUAAAGUACGAGAGAGAUUCAUAAAUAAGAAACCGACCUUAAAUGACAAGACGCGUUUUGGGGUGAAAUGAAGGAGUUCUUGUGAGAACUCCGAAGUUAAACGUGUUCAGUGUGGAGCACAACAAGGAUGGUUGACCUUAUGGGAAAUCACCUUGAAUUGCAUCCAAGUCGAAAACCGUGAGGGUCGAGACCCAAAGCGGACAAUAUCUUCGUCGAGAAAAGGUUCGGGAUGUUACAAAUGAAAUGUUAUCAUUGGAGAUCGAACCUUGGUCACUUGAAUGAUGAAAGAGCAUUAUAACAAACAUAACUUUGGCCGAGUGGUUAAGGCGCUUGCCUACUAAGUAAGUGGGGGUUCCCCGCGCGAGUUCGUAUCUCACAGCACAUGUCACGAUACUAUUUUAUAUGUAACACCUUUAGUGAAUCCCACAUAGACAAAGCACGGGAGAGAUCCAUGGUUCAUAAGUAAGAAAUCGACCUUAAAUGACAAGAUGCGUUUUGGGGUGAAAUGGAGGAGUUCUUAUGAGAACUUCAAAGUUAAACGUGCUCAUUGUGGAGCACAACAAGGAUGGGUGACCUUAUGAGAAGUCACCUUGAAUUGCACCCCAAGUCGGAAAUCGUGAGGAUCGAGGCCCAAAGCAGACAAUAUCUUCAUCGGGAAAAGGUUCAGGAUGUUACAAUGUUCGUCUAAAACCGGAUUUUUUCCCCCAGAAAUACCACUAAAAAGAAAAAAAUUCCAAAAAUACCACUCAUUCUCGAAAAUUUUCAAAAAUACCACAUUUUCCGAAAACCACUUGGUGAGGGCGCGAUUUUUGAUGAAAAUCGCAUUGGGAGGGAGCGGUAUGAUAAAGCGCGUCGGGAAGCAGCAGUUCACAUACAAACCGCAUGCCCCCUACUGUUUGUAUGUAUAUAAUUUUUUUUCCCGCUAAUACAAAACAAUAAAUCUAGAUAGUCUAGUGGAUGGACGCUUGUUAUGUGUUUUUUCGCGUAUACAAAACAAUAAAUCUAGAUAGCCUAGUGGAUGGAUGCUUUUUUAAUUUCCCUUUCUGUUUUAUUAUAUGUUAAUGCUUUUUCAAUUUUCCAAACAAACUUAACUUUAAGCUCGGGUAUAUGAUCCUAGCGAAUUUUUUUUUUAUUCCGCAUAAUUUUUCGAGAUCUUGCAAGUCACAGGCGGUUUGGUCCCGCCUUCGUCUCGAAAAAUCGUCGUUUGCUACUCCGAACGAACUUUUUCGUUAUUUCGCCAAAUUUUGGAUGACCAUAACUUUGUGCUCCGCACUCGAAACAUCAUGAAUUUUUUUUAGUAUUUAAAGUGUAACGCUCAUUAUGUUAUAUACUAUUUUGUUAUUGAGUACAUUGUAACAAUAAAAAAUUAAUUAAAAAUAAUAUAAUAAUCACAUGUUCGCUGUUAAUAUUAAAAUCAAUUAUCUCUCUCUCCCUCUUUCUCGGUAUCUUACCGUUCUUCUCUUUCCUUCUCGUCUCAUUUUCUCUUCUCAUCCAAUUUCUUUCUCCCUUGAAAUCGACUUGUCGGAGACUCGGCCGAUCCUGUCCGGACAUUGAACUGUCUCGACUCUUGUAAGUCUGAAAGGGUGAAAACGAUGAGCGGAGAAGGGAAGGUGGUCUGUGUAACUGGAGCUUCGGGUUACAUCGCUUCAUGGCUGGUGAAGUUACUGCUUCAACGUGGAUACACUGUGAAAGCUUCGGUGCGUGACCCAAAUGAUGCCAAGAAGACCCAACAUUUGCUUGCACUUGAUGGGGCCAAGGAAAGACUGAAGCUGUUCAAGGCUAAUUUGCUGGAUGAAGGCUCGUUUGAUCCUAUUGUCGAGGAAUGCGAAUGUGUUUUCCACACAGCAUCCCCAUUUUAUUUCAAUGUGACUGAUCCCCAGGUUGAACUUGUUGACCCUGCUGUGAAGGGAACUCUUAAUGUGCUCAGAUCAUGUAUGAAAGUUCCGUCCAUCAAGAGAGUGGUCAUCACCUCAUCCAUGGCAGCAGUUGUGUUCAAUGGCAGAACUCUCGCUCCUGAUGUGGUUGUUGAUGAGACUUGGUUUUCAGAUGCCCAGUUUUGUGAAAAAUCAAAGCUUUGGUACAUGCUCUCCAAAACAUUGGCUGAAGAACUAGCUUGGAAGUUCACAAAAGAGGUUGGAUUCGACAUGGUUUCAUUAAAUCCGGGUUUGGUAAUCGGUCCUCUCUUACAACCCACUCUGAACACAAGUGCAGAGUCAAUUCUCAACCUUGUGAAGGGGUCAGAGAAGUAUCCAAAUACAACCUACCGGUGGGUUGAUGUUAGAGAUGUUGCAUAUGCACAUAUUUGCGCGUUUGAGAAUCCCUCGGCUAGUGGGAGAUACUGUUUAGUUGGAGCAGUUGUUCACUCUUCUGAAGUUGUGGCGACUUUACAUGGGCUUUUCCCAGACCUUAAGAUCCCUCAAGAAUGCGCAGAUGACAAGCCUCCAAUGCCGAAAUAUCAGGUUUCCAAACAGAGAGUCGAAGCCCUAGGUAUCAAAUACACUCCUCUUGAGGUUAGCUUAAAAGAUACAGUCGAAAGCUUGAAGGAGAAAAAGUUCUUUUGAUGUGCUUUAGAUGCAGCCUGUCAAUAAGCUUGGGAAUGAGUUCUAUUAUGGUGGCCUCCCUCCAAUUCCAAGCGUCUUUCUUUCUUUUGUUAUGCUUUGAAUGCUUUUUGAUGAACAAUUGAAACAAUCUGUACCUGUAUGCAAACUGUAGUCGACUUGUAUGAACUAACUGGUAGUCCCUGUUGGUCUGAAUAUUAAGGGAUCAGUAUAUAUUGUGAAAGACGUAUGAGUAUUUAGGGUUUCAAAUAGAAUGGAAAAUUGUGAUUGGAAUAACAUAAUUGGGAUUUAGAGAUUAGAAGAAUUGGGGAAGAAGAAGAUAGAUGGCCAGCGGCCUGAAUAGAGAGAAAAGAGAGAUGAGAAGAAUAGGGUUUAGACAACAUAUUUUGAUAACACUUUUCUUGAUUAAUGAUUACAUAUGUGAAGUACAUAUAUAUGUAGGAAAUAAAUCGAAAUACUAAUAAACAAACCUAUACUUAAUUAGCUAAACCUGGCCAUCAACCACACUAAAACCUAAUUAUGCAGCCCAAUUCCCAACUAUAACUAAUAACAAUAAUAAUAAUAAUAACAAUAAUACUACUCACAUCAUAGGAUGUUCUAGGGUAGUAUUUCACAAGAUCUUCUAAUGCAUAACUACUCACACCAUAUCAUCUAUGCUCGUAUAGGAAUAAUAAAGACUUGGAAUCAUCUAUGCUCGUAUAGGAAUAAUAAAGACUUGGAAUUUUUAUUCAAGUAAACCAAGCAAAGUGACACAAAGUAAGAAGAGUAAAAUUGUUUGGGGAAGUAAAGAUACGUUAUUGAACAAGAAAGUACACUUUAGUACUAUUACAUAUAUCAAUACUCAUACUAAGGGGUCGUUUGGAUGAGUUGUUGUGUAACGAGUUAAUAUAAAAGUGGAAUUCCUCACAAAAUGAGAAUGUGGUAUUUGUGAGUUAUUUCACAAUAACUACCCUUGUGAGGUAUUGACAAUAACUCAUUAAUGAGUUAUUUCAAAUUAACUCAAGUACAAAUAACUCAUUACCAACUUUUGUAGACAAAUUAACUCAUUAAUGAGUUAUUUCAAAUUAACUCAAGUACAAAUAACUCAUUACCAACUUUUGUAGACAAACGGGUUAUUGCACCCAAAUAACUCAAAAUGAGUUAUUAAGACCAUCAUACUCAAGCUUUUGCCACAUGCAAUAGGAACUUGACUAGCUAAUGCGUGUUUUCACUUCAUGCCAUCACUUACUCAAUGAAGAGCAGAGAAGCGUGGGCCUCUUGAGCCAUUAUCGAUGGUCUAUAUAAUUAAUGAUCUAACAUCAAACAUUGAUACUACUCGAGACAAAAUGAUUGAUCAUUCCCUCUAUACUCGUGUAGCAUGAAUGAGGUAUCAAUAUAGAGUAAUUUCUUAACAACCUAAAUGAUACUAAGCACAAUGUAUAUAGUAGCACACUAUAGAAUAAUAAGAAUCAAUGAUAAGAAAGCGUUAAUAUUGGAUAAAUAAUUAUGUUCAUCACGUAAGCAUCGAAACCAAAGCAUCCAUGCAUAGAUCAUAAACAUCAAAAUUCAUAUGCAUAAACACAAGGAUCAUAUGAAAUCAUAACAUCAAUACAUACUCAGAUAAACCAGUUAACAUUCUCAGAACACUCAAUUUCGAACUAGCUAUACAUAGAAGAGAAGGAGGGUACCAUCAUCGAUGAUGAACAUCUCCUUAGUUGCACCAUAUCUUCAUUGAGCAGGUCGUCGAUGUCCAAAUCGUCGGCAUCAUCAAGCAUGAAAACAUCACCACCAUUCUCCGCCACUUCAACUACCACAUCGUCUUUUCUUGUGUAUGGGACAUUUGGUUUGAAGCUUUGAACCCAAUGAAACAAGGUUAUUCAG
Linum trigynum is the source of this 4934-nucleotide messenger RNA. The record is from the annotation of a GenBank genome assembly. Lineage: Eukaryota; Viridiplantae; Streptophyta; Magnoliopsida; Malpighiales; Linaceae.